Messenger RNA from Xenopus laevis (African clawed frog), 3797 nucleotides. RefSeq names its product MAP7 domain containing 1 S homeolog (gene map7d1.S). The transcript has 18 exons. Gene Ontology annotation, cellular component: cytoskeleton; microtubule cytoskeleton. The record is from RefSeq and is a predicted model, not a curated record. Bases 455 to 3280 code for a protein of 941 amino acids. Gene Ontology annotation, biological process: microtubule cytoskeleton organization. Lineage: Eukaryota; Metazoa; Chordata; Amphibia; Anura; Pipidae.
GGUUGGACAGCCUGUGUGAUACAAUAGCAAUCACUAAAGCUCUCUCUGUCUCUCUCUCUCUCUUUAAAUAAUAUUUCUAAUUUUUUUUGCAGGGUAAAUUAAUUUGUGGCGUAAAAACGACGAAACCGUGGAUUUUUUUUUUCGUUUUGUUUUAUCCCUGCGACCUAGAAUUCUGUUUCUGCUUCCUAUUCAAAUAAAUCUCCACAGCCCCCUUGGCUUUCUGUUUGAGAAGGGAGGGGGGGCAGUCAAUAUUCCUCCCUCUUCGUGGUGAUGAGACUUUGUUUUUCCCUUUAACUGUUAGAGGAUCCGGUUGCCCUGAGGAAUGAGCCUGCUCCAAAUGAGCCUGCUCCAGAGACAAGAGAAUAAACCCUGAGAUUGGAACGAAGAGAUAACCGGGGAUAUAGGGAGAUAUAUUGACGCUGAGAGAUUGCUGGUUAUUUCAUCUUUACAGGACAUGGAAAACCAGGCAGUGGGGAACUACAAGGAGCAGCAACAGAAAAUACCAGAUUCCUUAUUAAAUGGUGAAGCAGAAGAUGUACCUCAGAAUUUUACAGAGACCCCAACAUGUAACACAGAACCUCGGCUUCAAGCUGAUCAACAGAAAAUAAGGACAGAGACAAUUGCCCCAACAUCAGUGGCACACAGUCACAGCUCCCCACCACAGACUGAUGGACUCAGUUCUGCUAUGGCAGAUAACGGUGCUACCUUUCCUUUACAUGCUACAGGGCAGAAAUCUGUUCCAGCAGAACAAAAACCUGUUUCCCCAUCUCAAACUAUAGCUCCCUGCUUUACAAUUGUAGAAGGACCUCGGUUGUCCCCUGAGGGUCAAAGUUCUUCUCCACAGACUGAAGGUAUAACACCUUUUUCUGAGGCACUUGGCUCCCCCAAACUAGAUCAAAAUAUAAAAUAUGACGGAUCAUCUCCACCGGCCGUAUCUUCUCCCAUCUCUGCAGUUAGCCCUCGACAAAAGCCAGAUACACAGAAAGCAGAGCAACGGCAGAAGCAAGCCAAGGAAAGGAGAGAAGAAAGAGCCAAGUAUUUGGCUGCCAAGAAAAGUGUGUGGCUGGAAAAAGAAGAAAAGGCCAAGCAGCUACGGGAGAAGCAGUUGCAGGAUCGAAGGAAAAAGUUGGAGGAGCAAAGGCUAAAAGCUGAGAAAAAAAGGGUGUUGCUUGAGGAACGUCAGCGGGUAAAACUUGAAAAAAACAAGGAACGCUACGAGUCUGCAGUUAACCGGAAUUCUAAGAAGACGUGGGCUGAAAUACGCCAGCAGCGUUGGUCAUGGGCCGGAGCAUUCAAUCCAAACUCUCCUGGUCAUAAAGGGGGUGCAAACAGAUGUUCAGUGUCUGCCGUGAACCUUCCCAGACAUGUUGAUUCUAUAAUCAAUAAACGUUUGUCUAAGUCAUCUGCAACCCUCUGGAACACCCCAAGUAGAAACCGAAGUCUACAGCUCAGCCCUUGGGAGAGCAGUAUUGUGGACAGACUGAUGACUCCAACACUCUCCUUCCUAGCACGGAGCCGCAGUGUAGCCACACUCCCUGGAAAUGGCAGAGAUACAAAUUCCCAUGUCUGUCCCCGUUCUGCCUCUGCAAGCCCCUUAACCCCAUGCAAUGGUCACAAGCACCGGUGUCCAGAACGCAGAAGGACUAUAGGCAGUAGCCUGGAUGUGACUCCUAAGAAAAGGAGUGAUUCAUCACCAAAAAAGAAAGAAAAGAAGGAAAAAGACAGAGAAAAUGAGCGUGAGAAAAAUGCAUUGUGUAGAGAGCGUGUACUGAAAAAGCGACAGACCUUGCCCAGUACCAAAACUCGUUUGUCAACCACUCCAUCUGAAAUAAAGAGCUUGAAGUCCAAAAACCGACCUUCCUCCCCAUCAACGCCUACACGUCGCCCAGCCUCCCCCAGCCCAGCCGCUUCAAUAUCUUUAACACCAAAACUGACCUCACCUAAAAGUACACAGGGGGCAGUCAAGAUCAAACCUAAGACAGAGAAGUCUAAGGAAGAGAAGACACCAAGCAAAAUCAAAGAGAAGAAAGAGGAACUGAAGAUAGAGAAGGAGCAGCAGUCCUCUAGUACUCCAAAAUCAGAGGAGCCCACUGAGCAAAAAGUUACUGAAUGUACAGAACAAAGCACAGAUGAUGAUGUAACCUCUGCGGCUCCUACUGCAGCCAGUCCAAAACCAGCACUCCUACCUGUCCCUGUAGUACUGGUCACUCCUUCCCCUGAGCCUGUAUUCAGCAAGCCAAUGGCGGCUGCCCCUGCUGCAGUUAUUGCCCCAUCAACAACUCCAUCUACUAGUAAGCCUGUGGUAUCUACACCUGCUGCUGCAAUUGCUUCUUCACCUGCACCAUCUCCAAGCAAGUCCAUAGCACCAACCCCUGUUGCAGUGAUUCCCCCAUCCCCAGCUCCCUCUCCUGGCAAGCCCAUGGCAGGCACUACAGACAAAGAGGAGGCUGCCCGUUUGCUGUCAGAGAAGAGACGGCAGGCACGAGAACAGAGGGAGAGAGAAGAGCAGGAGAGGAGGGAGCGGGAAGAACAGAAGAGGCGGGAGAGGGAGGAAAAAGCCCGCAAGGAAGCUGAGGAGAGGCUACAGCGAGAAGAGGAAGCCCGCCGGCUGGAGGAACAGCAAAAGGCAGAAGAACUGGAGAGGCGCCAGAACGAGGAGGAACAGCAAAGAAAAGAAGAGGAAAGAAAAGCCAAAUCAGAACAGGAAGAGAUGGAGCGUCUUCAGAAACAGAGAGAAGAAGCUGAAGCCAAAGCCAGGGAAGAAGCAGAAAAGCAGAGGCUGGAGAGGGAACAGCAUUUCCAGAAGGAGGAGCGGGAACGAUUAGAGCGUAAAAAGCGCCUGGAAGAGAUUAUGAAAAGAACUAGGAAAUCCGAUGCUACUGACAAGAAGAAAGAAGAUAAACAAGCAUUAAAUGGAAAGGAGACCAAUCUAGAAUCAAUUCCUAGCAAAGAUGAAGCCAAGUCCUCUGAAGAUAUUAUAAAGAUUGAGCAUCCAGAAAAGAAGACAAUGUGGUUACAGGACAGACUGGGCACAUCCGAGCCCUCUCAGGGGGUCACGGGAGGUAUACUGAAUGGUGUUCAGCCUCCAAAACAGGAAAAUGGAUUUUCUUCUAAGGAUUCCUCAUCUGUCUUUGAGGAGGUGAUAACACUAGCUGAAAGAAGUGGUUCUAAUGGAGAGAAGGGAAUACCACCCGCAGAUCCCAUUAUUGCGUUCAGUGGCAAAGACCCUUUCAGUAAGAAGUCCUCUGUUCAACCCCAUCAAGUUACAGAAGUUCUGUAGUUGUUACAAUUAAACUCUACUGCUGCUGACUGCAAGAUGUUUUGGAAGCCACAGAAGGUGAGCACAGAAACAGAAUGCUAACGGGGCUUGUCCCUGUUCCUUGUCCCUGCCGAGCUUGAAAUGGCAUCAGUUAUCACAAUAAAUCUGGCAUUGAAGCGCUAAAGAAAGAGACUUUCAAGACCCACUUUACGGUGCCACAGUGUAUUCACCACAGAUGAAUAAUGGACACUUAUUAGUGUUAAUAUAAUUUACAAUUUUUUGUGUUUUUCUUUUUAACAUGCACCUUAUAUUAAAGAAAAAACUGACAUGGUUUAAUUCACCGCUGAAGGAUGGUGGAAAUAAUAUUAAAAAACUAAAAAGAAUGGGAAGAAGACGAUUGAGUAUCUCAGACAUGACCGAAAAUGGUAUGAGCAAGCUUUUUGAUGUUCCUAAUUAUGUAGCUAUUUAACUACCAGAGACUGCUGGGUACAUUGCUGUAUGUGAAUUCUGUAAAUAAAACCUCACAGUGUUACAUCAA